AUGGCGAUAAUAAGCCAAACAUGGACGCUCACGCGCAAGAACCUGCUCAUCGUCCUUAACCGACACACCACCGCCACCGUCAUUCGCGCUUUUUUCCUUCCGGUUAUCAUCGUCGCAUUCCUCAGUUUCGCAAAGAACCUCUUCGUCCCUUACGCCGUCUUCGGCAUCAGCGAUGUCCAUCCUGUGCGCUCCCUCGCCGACGGCCUGCAAGCCUCCAGCGGAACCGGCCGCAACACCGUCGCCUUUGUCAACAACGGUCUGCGCGGCGGAGAGAUUGAUCGGGUUAUCGAAGAGCUGGCCACUGUUGUUCGUGAUGCCGGCAAGAACGCCUCCAUCGCUGAAUCCGAGCAGGAGUUGGUUCUGACCUGUCGCGCCUCGUUACGCGGCGUUACCCCCUGCUAUGGCGCCGUCGUCUUCCACUCUUCGCCUGAUGAGGGCCCUGGUGGUUUUUGGAACUAUACCCUCCGUGCUGAUAGUGCGCUGGGCACCGGAAAGAUCAACGUCGACAAGGAUGACAAUGACGCCCAGAUUUAUAUGCUUCCUCUACAGCGCGCCGUCGAUGCUGCCAUCACCCGCAACGGCGACAAUAAGCUCCCCGAGAGACAGGACGAAUUCCCCUUCACCUCGCUCACCAAGGAAGAGCGCGCCGAUCGUGUCAGACAGCUGUACCAAAAGACCAUCUAUAACGUUCUGGGUGUUACCUUCCUCAUCAGUGUUAUCGGUGUCUGCUACCAUCUGGUUGGCUUCAUGGCUUCGGAGCGCGAGACGGGCAUGUCGACUUUGGUUGAGGCCAUGAUGUUCACCAAGAGAACCUGGGAGGGCCAGGCUGCGCGUCUGCUGUCGUAUCAUCUCGGCUUCACCAUCCUCUACCUGCCUGGUUACGUGGUCAGCUCCAUCAUCAUGUGGGCAGCCGUCUUCAAGACAAGCAGCAUUGGCAUCCUCAUCAUCUACCAUGUCCUUGCUGGUCUGUCGCUGGCUUCCUUUUCUAUCUUGGGCGCUGCCUUCUUCAAAAAGUCACAGCUCAGCGGUAUCUCUAUCGUCAUCCUCUACAUCCUGCUCGGUGUCAUUGCCCAGAUCGUCACCGCACCCAAGACCGCCACCGUUGUCGUCCUCAGUUUGUUGUUCAUGCCUUGCAACUACGUCUACUUCAUUUCGUACCUUGCUCGGUUUGAGGCCAAGGAGAUGGCGACCAACCUGGGCAAGAGUGCUCCUGAAAGCCCCUGGCAAGUGGCCGGUAUUGUACUUUGGAUCUUCCUCAUCGUUCAGAUCUUCGUCUACCCCAUUCUCGGUGCCAUGAUUGAGAGAUAUCUCCACGGAACGACUUCUUCCACCCGCAACAUCGUGUACGGCGAGAACUCGGAGCUGGGACCCGACAAUGCUGUUCAGCUGGAUGGCUUCACCAAGAUCUACAAGCCGGGCCCUCUGCGCAACAUGUUUUCGUUCCUGUCCAAGCCCAGAGAACCCGUCGUUGCUGUCAACGGUUUGACUCUCACUGCCCGUCGCGGUCAGAUUCUCGCUUUGCUCGGCGCAAACGGAUCCGGCAAGUCCACGACUCUUGACACCAUCGCUGGCAUCAAUAAGCUUUCCAGCGGCAACAUCACCAUUGACGGCACCGGCGGUCUCGGCAUUGCUCCUCAGAAGAACGUGCUUUGGGAUGAGCUCACGGUCGAGGAACAUCUUCGCAUCUUCAACCGACUCAAGUCCCCCAAGCAGCUCGCCACUAAGGAGGAGAUCUUGGAACUUAUUCGCGGCGUUGACCUCGCCCAAAAGAUUAACGCGAGAUCCGGUACUCUCUCUGGCGGUCAGAAGCGCAAGCUUCAACUCGGAAUGAUGUUGACAGGUGGCUCCGCCGUCUGCUGCGUUGAUGAAGUCUCCAGCGGUAUCGAUCCUCUCUCUCGUCGCAAGAUUUGGGAUAUCCUCCUCGCUGAACGCGGCCGUCGCACCAUGAUUCUCACUACCCAUUUCCUGGACGAGGCCGAUCUUCUUGCUGACCACAUCGCCAUCAUGUCCAAGGGCACGCUCCGCGCCGAUGGUUCCUCUGUCGAACUCAAGAACCGCAUGGGUGGCGGAUACAGAAUCCAUCUGAACAACGCCAAGUAUAUCACGAAUUCGCCCGACGUCUCUGGUGUGCAGAAGAAGGUUUCCCCCGAGGAGAUUACCUACAUCGCUUCCAGCUCAGCCUCUGCUGCUUCGGUUAUUAAGAGUUUGGAGGCUGCUGGCAUCUCGGACUAUCGCUUCUCUGGGCCCACUAUUGAGGAUGUGUUCUUGCAACUUGCUGAGGAGAUCCGGGCGGAGGAUGGCGCGAGACUCGACCAGUUCCAAAGCACCGAUGCUGUCCUUGGCGCACAACGGAGCGCUGAGAAGCAGUCUUCGACUGAGAUGGUUAACGACGCCCCUGUGGAGGACACAACCAAGCCUGGUCUCAACCUCCUGUCUGGUCAGCGUAUCGGAUAUCUCAAGCAGGGCGUCGUUCUGUUCCGCAAGAGGAUGACCAUCCUCAAGCGCAACUGGUUCCCUAUUUUUGCUGCAUUCCUCAUUCCUAUUAUUGCUUCCGGCUUGGUCACCCUGUUCGUUAAGGGCAAGGAUCCUGUUGGCUGCAACCCGGCUGAUCAGUCUUCUCGUCGUGUUGCGCAAAACCUCUUCGCUUCCGACUUUGACCUCUACAUGGUCGCCGGUCCGUCGGACAAGUUCUCGACUAACAACCUCGCAAGUCUUUUUGCUCCCAUCUACAUGGCUGCUCGGGACAACGCUACCGGCAGCGGCAUGAACCCCCUGGGCCUGUUCAAGAACAUCACGCUGGUUGACAGCCUGGACGAGUUCAACUCUGCUGUGGUGCAGUAUCGCAAGGACAUCACUCCCGCCGCUAUCUGGCUUGGAGAUGACAACUCUGUCCCGACCAUGACCUACAAGUCCAACAGCGUGGAACUGUUCAGCGCUUGGUUCGGUCAGUGGAUCACCGAUAUGGUGCUGUCCAACACCACGAUUGCCUCCCAGCUUGUCAACUUUGACAUCCCCUUCUCUCCCGACGCCGGCAAGUCUCUCCAGAUGCUUGUGUACAUGGGCCUCGCAUUCUGCGCCGCUCCCGGUUUCUUCGCUCUAUACCCCAACCUUGAAAGAAGGCGAAAUGUGCGUGGCCUGCAAUACUCGAACGGUCUUUCUGCCUACGCCUUCACAGCCGGUGGUCAGGUCGUCAUGUUCCUCAUCUACCUGAUCGCCUACAUGUGCACCAUCACCUACGGCCCCGUCGACAAGGUGGACGAUCUGCUCGUUGUGGUGCACUUCGUCGUGGCCAUCUUCGCCCCUAUCGGCUCGCUCACUCGCGCCCUCUUCAUCGCGCUGAACCUCUUCUCGACUGCAUGCGACGGUGACGAUCUUGCCUCGUACCCAGGUGGUAUCCUCCAGUACGGCGGCCCGAUCCUGUACCUGAUCAUCCAGUCCAUCAUCCUCUUCAUCCUCCUCGUCUGGAUCGACGCCGGCAACCCCGGCUCGACCCUCAAGCAGCUCUUCAGGCGCAAGCCGUCCACCGCCCCGCCCACCGCCGCCCAAGAAGCCGCCGGCAUUUCCGACGAAGAAGUCGCCCAUGAGCUCGUCCGCGUCAAGUCCUCCACCAACUCCACCGGCGCCGCUGGUGUCAACAACACCGACGGUCUGCAAGUCGUCAAUCUCACCAAGACCUUCGGGCGCAACACCGCCGUGGACAACGUGACCUUCGGCGUGCCGCACGGCCAAGUCUUUGCCUUGCUCGGUCCCAACGGUGCGGGCAAGUCCACCACCAUCUCCGUCAUCCGCGGCGACGUCAAGCCCGACUUCAACUCCGGCGGCGACGUCUUCGUCGAGCAAUCCUCCGUCACCCGCUCCCUGGCCGCCGCCCGCUCCAACCUGGGCGUCUGCCCGCAGUUCGACGCAGUCGACACCAUGACGGUCCUCGAACACCUGCGCUUCUACGCGCGCGUGCGCGGCAUCCCCGCCUCCGGCAUCGAGUACAACGUCGAGCAAGUCAUCCGCGCCGUCGGCCUGACGCAGUUCCGCGACCGCAUGGCCCUGGCCCUCUCAGGCGGUAACAAGCGCAAGCUUUCCCUGGGCAUCGCUUUGAUGGGUAACCCCACCGUCGUGUUACUGGACGAACCUUCUUCGGGGCUCGACGCAGCUGCCAAGCGCAUCAUGUGGCGCACUUUAGCUGAAACCGUCCCUGGUCGCUCCAUUCUUUUGACCACGCACAGCAUGGAAGAAGCCGACGCACUCGCCGGCCGCGCAGGCAUUCUGGCCAAGCGCAUGCUUGCCAUGGGCUCCGUUGAUUCUCUACGGAAACGCUUCGGCGAUACAUUGCACGUGCAUCUCGUCUGCCGCGGCGCGCCGCGCACUUCCGAGUCGCAGAUUAACCAGAUCCAUGCGUGGAUCGAAUCAACGUUCGGCAGCCAAGCCGAGUUGGAAGGGAAGACGUACCAUGGGCAGAUGAGGUUUUCCGUCCCUGCCGCCGUCGUCUUGUCUCUCACCACUGGCGUCAGCAACCAGAGGUCAGAUAAGGGAAUGGCAGCUGAGGAUAUCAGAGAGACGGAGACGGCGCAGAGCACGACUAGCGCUAUUGGCAAGCUGGUGGUGUUGCUGGAGGAACAGAGGGAAGGGUUGGGCGUGGAGCAUUUUAGUGUUAGUCCGACGACCCUGGAUCAGGUUUUCUUGGAGGUGGUGGGGAGACAUGAUGUACGGGAGGAGGGGUAUGCGGCGGAGGGUGGGGAGGAGAAGGGUAGGAAGAAGGGGUUGAAGGGGUUGUUUAAGAGGAAGUGA
Messenger RNA from Sordaria macrospora k-hell, 4782 nucleotides. RefSeq lists its product as uncharacterized. Gene Ontology annotation, cellular component: membrane; intracellular membrane-bounded organelle. Lineage: Eukaryota; Fungi; Ascomycota; Sordariomycetes; Sordariales; Sordariaceae. Gene Ontology annotation, biological process: transmembrane transport; lipid transport. Gene Ontology annotation, molecular function: ABC-type transporter activity; ATP hydrolysis activity; ATP binding. The record is from RefSeq and is a predicted model, not a curated record.